This is a messenger RNA of Scylla paramamosain (green mud crab), 4455 nucleotides long. Its product is annotated as mitochondrial fission regulator 2-like. Gene Ontology annotation, cellular component: mitochondrion. The coding region runs from base 106 to 1536 and encodes 476 amino acids. Gene Ontology annotation, biological process: aerobic respiration; mitochondrial fission. NCBI's taxonomy places the organism in Eukaryota, Metazoa, Arthropoda, Malacostraca, Decapoda, Portunidae. The record is from RefSeq and is a predicted model, not a curated record. The transcript is spliced from 8 exons.
UAACAUCAACAUCAACAAGUAACGGGACGGGAAACAUGAACGCCUCUCCAUAUUCAACAGGUUGAUAAUCAGAGGAACAUAAAGGUGGAGGUGUGGCAGAAUGAAAUGCCCGGGGUGUCCAGCAGCUGUGUUCACUGCCAGACAUGCGAGGCAUCACCACCCACUUGCAGCCCGCCAGCACCCUGUGCAUUAUUUCCUAAGAUGAGUGGCCUAAGGGCAGUGUUGGCUGGGGUGUGGGAGGAGCUGUGGGUGGAUAUUGGUGAUGGAGUGUGGCUGCUGCUCAACACUCUGGGCCUUGGUCACUUGGUGCUUCACCUUCAGCAGGAGCUGGCUGCCACUUCACCCCACAGGAGGAAAUCCAUUGUCCGUGUUGUAGGCUCAGUUCUUCCCCUCAAACCUGUUCAGCGGCCCUAUUUGAGAUAUGUGGCACUCAGAAGCUUGAGUACCUCCUGUGACUCUCUCUGCUCAGCACAGAUCCAGGACCCCAUUAAUCCCAAGUGGUUGGCAGAUACUGAAAGGGUUAGCAGAUUCAAGCCUAUUUUAUCAAGAUGUGAAACAGUUCCUGAUCUAUUUACACUUCCCAAUGGCGAAGAAACUCCACGAUCCUCCACACCCUUCAGCAUUGCCUCAGAUAUUGGCCCUCAACAUCACCCUAAAGAGCCUGGUACUCUGGGUAAUAGCUUUUACCAGGCUGGACUGCAACACUCUACUAUCCAUGCUGCCUCACCCUUCACUGACCCCUCUGCUAUGGCUAAAAUAUCUGCCUUGGAGGAAGAACUUUUGCUACUGCGAAAACAGAUUGCAGGUUUGAUGAAUCAAACACACCGUCCUGCUACACCCCCACCUAGUCCAGUCCCUUCCAUGGCACCUCCUCCACCUCCACCUCCACCACCCUUAGCACCCUCCAGGUGUCCUCAUCCUCCACCUCCUCCACCUCCUCCCCUACCUGUACUACCAUUGUCAAAUGGUCAAGACUCCAGGAAAUCCUCAUUCUCUGACCUAAUUGCUCAAAAGAAAGGUGAUAUCAAUAAGCAUGUUGCACCCUUGGAUGUCCCAGUUAGUAAAACCACGAGCAGUUCCAUGGGAGUGUCCAUGAUUGAUGUACUCAAGGGCCUCAAUCAAGUCAAGCUAAAAAAAGUGUCAAGAUCUCCUGGAGGCACACCAGUUCGAUCAAGGGCAAGGUCUCCUACUCCAGGGGACACUGCUGCCAUUAUUGCUGCAGCCUUAAAGAAACGCUUUGCCAAGAUGCAUGAAGACUCCCCUGAGAAGGAAGUCUGCGAAGAUAACAAUGAGUUCAACUCCUCACCAGAGACAACACCAAAGACCAGCCGAAAGAAGCAGGUGGUGGAUGUCCCAAAGCGAAAACUGCUUCAGGAAGAAGAAGUUCCAGCUCAGAAUUUCUUGAAAAUGUUGAAAAAAUCUCCUCGAGUAAGCAGACCUGAUCCAGUGAAGGAAGAAAAACCUGCAUCUCCCAUUAUUCAUCCUUGGGAAGGGGAAGAAGUUACAUGGGGCCUGUACAUCCAAGUCUCAGCAUGAAGUUUGGACAGCACCUCCUCAAGAAGCGUGUGCCACGCCCUCCUGAGUCACGGGAUAGUGUGAGCCCCAGCAGUGAGGCUUCAGACCUUUCUCGCUGAGGGGUAACCCAUAUCUUACCACCUGGAGAAUGCAUUUAUAGUUUAUAGAAGCAUGUAAGAACACCUUUUAUUUGAAAGAAUGUGGUAAGUGUACUUUUUUGCUUUUCUCUUAGGAAUGUAUAUAUAUAUAUAUAUAUAUAUAUAACUAACAGUCCAAAGAAGCAUUUAAUUUUAGUAAAGAAGCCUUUUUUAUAAGAAAAUCAGUAGAGUUGAGGAAAGCGGCAUAGCUUUAUCUGUCUAAAGAUUCAAUAAAAGAUACAGAUAAAGUUAGUGCACUUUGGAAGUACAGCCUUACAGUGUUUUAUUCUGGUGGACUAACCAACUUUUAAUAGUGCCAACUUGUACCUGCCUAAGACUCCUUGGCAUAUUCUGAGUUUGUCAAUCUGUGAAUUAUUACUGUAUAUUAACUUUCAUGUCUGAGAUCCUUGGGAUCACAUUUAAUAUCAUGUAUUUCACUAGUAAUUUUCUCAAUAUAAAACUCAAAUUAUGUAGUAUACAGUGGAACCUUGGUUCUCAAACUUAAUUAGUUCCUGAAUACCAGUCAGAAUCCGAGCUGUUCGAAAACUGAAACUAUUCCCCAUGGAAAUCAAUAUAAAAUGGAUUGAUCCAUUCCCAGACACUAGUCUACACUGUCUUAGCAGCUUAUGACAGACCCUCCCACAGCCAAGAUGGCUGCUUCAGAACAUCUCCAGCUCACAAAAAUUAUUUAUCCAGAAAGGAUGUAAUGAAUGAACUUAGUGACAGAACUCAUCAGAAGAUAUGGUUUAGACUGAUUUAGUGAGGGAAGCCUCAUUAAAUCACAGAGAGGAGCAACCCACUUACUGCCAAAAUUAAGGUGAUCAUAACACUCAGACAUCUUGCUGCUGGGAAAAGCUACUGAAGAAAUACAGUUGUGCAGUAAUGAUGGCAUUGUGGGUCAUCGAGAGAGCCACAGGUGGCUCAGGAUUACUUUCUGAAAAUGUUGAAAACUGUUUGUUUACAUCGAGGCUUUUCAACAGGAUCACAUUUACCUUAUUUCAAAGAUUGAAUUAUUGUCCUAACACUGUGUCUCUCCCCCAAAUAUAUAAAAACAAAGUAGAUAUUUAUAGAAACUAUAAAUUAGUAAUAAAUGGCAGCUUUUGAUUUGUUUUAAUAUUUGAAAUCAAGUAACUUUAUACUAGAACCAAUUAUUGUACCGCAACCUAAGCAAUAAUGAGUUCAGAAUUUAAAAAAAAAAAAGAUUGUUUGAAAAGGGAAGCAUUCAGUAACUGAGGUUCCACUGUAUUAACAUAAAACCCAUAUCAUUUAGUAGAAAUGGUUACAGUAAUUUCAUAAACCACAAGUAAGAGAAGAACUUGAGAUGCCUUAACACAGAUCUUGAUAGGAUGAGAGCAUGCAGUUAGCAGCACUAGAAUGUUCAGUAUGGUGUGCAUUACUUGGAGUGGAAGUGACUGUUUUUUUUGAGAGAGAGAGAGAGAGAGAGAGAGAGAGAGAGAGAGAGAGAGAGAGAGAGAGAGAGAGAGAGAGAGAGAGAGAGAGAUGGGUGCUAAUGUUCAUACAAAACAGAAUGUUAGCCUUGGUUCACAAAACACAAAAUUAUAAUAACUACCAGUUUUAGAGUUAAGAAAUGGACCUAUAUCUAUUGGGUAUUUAUAAUAACUUGUUUGGUACAAGUUGAAUCUUGUAUUGUUAAUUUUUAGGUGCUAAAUAGGCUCUUUGCUAUACAUCUUGAAUACCUAAACAUAACCUAGUCCAAACUUAAAGAUGAAGCUGUUACGUAUGUGAGUUGCUUUUGCUUUAUUUUUUUUCACAAGAAUAAUAUGCAAUUCAUUGUGAUGAUAAUAUAAAACUGUAUUGCACAAAGGUAUGUAUUUUCAAACUAACUAUUGCAUUGACUACAAACUUGAUAUUUCUUUCAUUCCAUGUCAAGUAAUAUUGUGCAGAUGCCUUCUCAUAUUAUCUAAAUGUUAGGUAAAAUAUUUUCUGGCUGUAUGUGAAUGUAGUCUUAUGGUAAAUAGGUAUGUAUUGUCUUAUAGGUUUACUUUUAUGAUUUUAUUUUCCAUGAUUAGAACCCAAGUAAUUUCCUUGUCAUUGGUGGAAUUUUUUUUUUUUUUUUUUUUUUUUUUUCAGAGAAUACCAUUAUGCUUCAACUGUUCAUGUCAAAAUGAUAUUGCCUUUAUAAUACUUGAGGAUGAUUCAGUGCGGUAGCAAACCAAGUAACUACUGAUCUUAAGAAUUUUAUGUAUUUAUUUAUGUUUUUAUUACUUCUCCCAUUAUGAUGAAAACUUCUUUCAUUAAGUUUUUAUAGAAAUAAUAUGUCUAGUCUGUAGGAUAUUUAGAUUGUGCUGCUUUUCAACAGUAUAUUACUCUUCAUUGGUAAUUUUUGUUUAUUCAUUUAUUUAUUUAUUUAUUUUUUUUUUUUAUUCUUAAACAACACCUGUUUGAAGAAAUAUUUUAGGAUGACAUUCUGAAUACAUUAUUUACAUGCAAAUUAUGCACCUUCAACAAACACACACACACACACACACACACACACACACACACACACACACACACACACACACACACACACACACACAUGCUUCUUGUAACUCUGCAUGUCUCAGCAAUUCUUCCAUUUUUGGGUUUUUAGGUUUUCAGUUUUUGUACAUUAUACAAAUUCACAGAUUUUUUUGUUUUUUGAGUAACAAGAUCAAACAUAUAAAUGUAUUAAGAACCUUCUACAUAUGUGUUAGUAAUUUUUUUCUGUCUACUGCAUCAUUCAGUUAAUUAACUAUGUAACAAUGUAAGAAGUUCUAGAAUCUUUCUUUCCCCAAAUAUAGUGUCAGCAGACACUAAAUGA